AUGAUACCCUUACGACACAGCCACCUCAAUUCCUCCUCCCAAUCACGCACACGCGCACGCUACUUGCUCCUUGUUCUGGGGUUACUCCUGCAGGUACAUGUACCGCUGGUUGCGGGGGAUGAUAACUCUAAUUGUUCCUCCACCUCGACGAUAUCCUCCCAAUCCGAUGCGGACUCGCUCUCCUCGUGCGAUACCCUCUCCGGUACCCUGACUAUCUCUUCCUCUGCGACGGGCAGUAUCUCGCUCUCCAAUAUCGAGACUAUCAAUGGCGGCAUCACCAUCCAGGAUGUAUCCGGCUUGACGUCGUUCUCGGCAUCGGAUCUACAGAAAGUGAAUGGGAAGAUAUAUAUCUCGGGGAAUGAUGACUUGACGAAUUUGUCGUUUCCGGAUUUGGAAAAAGUCCCCGGGGAGAUUGAUAUCGAGGGGAACAAGGAGUUGAGGGAUAUUGUAUUCCCGGAUCUGAAGAAUGUCGAUGGGAGCUUGAUUUUAAAGGGGACUUUUAACGAGAUCAAAUUCGAGGAUCUCGAUAAGGUCAAAGGACAAACGGUGAUUAACUCCCAUGGCGGGUCGUUUCGAUGCUCGAGUCUCAACUCUCUUCGUGAUGACGACGAUGACGACGAUAAUAAUACCCGCCGUCGCCGCGACAACAGCAACAACAACGGCGCCUUUCAAGGUUCUUACACCUGCACCGACGGUUCCAGCAGCGGACUCAGUGCGGGCGCCAAAGCCGGUAUCGCCAUUGCCGUGAUUGUACUGGUCCUUCUCAUCCUUGUUGGUUUGUGGAUGAUGUAUCGGAAACAGCGGAAGCGGCGCAGAAGACGGAAUGAUGAUCAGAGCCAAAUGAUGUAUACGCCUGUCGGGGUCGGCCUUCGGGGCGGCGGUGGUAGUAGUAAUCGAGACGAGGAGUCGGCAGCUGGUGAUGAGAAGCCUGUUACCGGAGUCCCGAAUCCCGCCGUACUCAGGCAGAAUAGCGACCCUGUUAUUGCGGCUAGUGCCAUUCCCCGGAAACCGAUAUCGCCGCCACCGCCAUCGAACGAGAUGAACAGGGAAUCUAUGGUGUCCAUGUCGACGUCUCCGCCCCUCCCUGCUGCGUUGGUCCCAGGAGAUCGCUCGUCUGCGUCGCCGCCGAAUGAUGCGGAUGGACGAUCACUGUUCCUGCAUCCGAUCCCCCGGAGGCGACCGUCGGAGACGGAUGUGCCGUUGCUGGAUAGUGGUGACGUGCAUGAGGCGCCCGGAAGUCCAGUACAACGGCCAAUGUUUGAGCUAGAUGCAGGGCCCGUGCGAGGAACGCAUCAGCAACCUAUUAACCAUGAGUAG
Messenger RNA from Aspergillus tubingensis, 1317 nucleotides. RefSeq names its product putative GPI-anchored cell wall protein Pst1. Bases 1 to 1317 code for a protein of 438 amino acids. Gene Ontology annotation, biological process: fungal-type cell wall organization. NCBI's taxonomy places the organism in Eukaryota, Fungi, Ascomycota, Eurotiomycetes, Eurotiales, Aspergillaceae. The record is from RefSeq and is a predicted model, not a curated record. Gene Ontology annotation, cellular component: plasma membrane; fungal-type cell wall. The transcript is spliced from 3 exons.